Messenger RNA from Rana temporaria (common frog), 1159 nucleotides. Its product is annotated as gastrula zinc finger protein XlCGF17.1-like. Gene Ontology annotation, biological process: regulation of transcription by RNA polymerase II. NCBI's taxonomy places the organism in Eukaryota, Metazoa, Chordata, Amphibia, Anura, Ranidae. The transcript is spliced from 2 exons. The record is from RefSeq and is a predicted model, not a curated record. The coding region runs from base 174 to 1154 and encodes 326 amino acids. Gene Ontology annotation, molecular function: RNA polymerase II cis-regulatory region sequence-specific DNA binding; DNA-binding transcription factor activity, RNA polymerase II-specific.
GAGCAAUUCAAACUCAAAAUGUAUUUUUAAACAAUGAUCGGAUAUUUUUCUAUGUAAAUAUUUUGUUCCCUUAUCCUGAAAUUUUUGGGGUUCAGGGUGAAGAACGGAAAGACAUCAAAGUUGAGGAUAAAGAGGAAGAAGAAGAGAGGUUGGUGAGUGGAGAUCAGCAGUCUAUGGAGGAGGGGGAGAUGAUUAUGAAGAGUAAACAGGAGGAAUCUUCUCUACAUAAGGAUACAAAUGGACUGUAUGGCCAGAAUUCCUCGGACGGACUUUGUAUUUUACCUCCAGCUUAUCAUACAGAAGAUAUUGGAACCAGACGACGUUCUCCGGGAACCAAUCCCGUUCCUCAAAACGUAAAUCACAGAUCAAUGGAUAGCAGUGGACAAUCCUCCGAUAAAUCCCGUCCUAUGACUUCCGAUACCCCUCUGACAUCUCGCGGUGCGGUCAGAUCAACGACUCCAUCUAAUCUGAAGAAAUCUUCUAUAAAAAAUGAAGUUCACACAGGCGAGGAUAAAAUGUCAUGUCUGGGGUGCGGGAAAUCUUUCAAGCUUAGAUCUGAACUUCUUUUACACCUCAGAUCUCACACCAGCGUGACUUUUACGUGUUCAGAGUGCGGGGAAUCUUUCUCCGAAAAAAGCGAGUUUCAGACGCACCAGAAAAGCCACAGGGGGGAGCGACCUUAUUCAUGUUCAGAGUGCGGGAAAAGCUUCACAGAGAAAAGCGUACUUCUCACACACCAGAGAAUUCACACGGGGGAGCGUCCUUUUUCGUGUUCAGAGUGCGGGAAGUGUUUCAUUCAGAAAGGAGCGCUUGUUACCCACCAAAGAAUCCACACGGGCGAGCGUCCUUAUUCCUGCCCGGAGUGCGGGAAAUGUUUUGCCGAGAAAGGUAAACUUCUUGCGCACCAGAGAAGUCACACGGGUGAGUUUCCUUUCUCAUGUUCAGAGUGUGGGAAAUGUUUCAAUGAGAAAGGAAAACUUAUCAGGCACCAGAAAAGUCACACGGACGAGCGUCCUUUUGCGUGUUCAGAGUGUGGGAAAAGUUUCACAGAGAAAAGAGCACUACUGAUACACCAGAGAAUUCACACGGGCGAAUAUCCUUUCUCCUGUUCGGAGUGCGAAAAAAAGGUUCACGCAGAAGGCGCACCUCCUUAGACACC